GAGCUCUCGGCCGCCGACCGAGGCGCCAGGGAGUGACUCAGCGCGGGGAGGGUGGCGACUCGCUGAUACUGAAGAUUCGAACUGCUCAGAGUCUAAAAUGCGGAGAUGACUGGGGACACCAAGAUGCCUGGCGAACCACAGACGGAGGAGAAGGAAGAGAUGCAAGAGGAAAUGGUGCUGCUGGUGAAGGGUGAGGAGGAUGAGGGUGAGGAGAAGUAUGAAGUGGUGAAACUCAAGAUCCCUAUGGACAACAAGGAGGUACCAAUCGAGGCGCCAGCACCGUCUGCUGACCCAGGGCGCCCACAUGCUUGUCCAGACUGCGGCCGUGCUUUUGCACGCCGCUCCACGUUAGCCAAGCAUUCGCGCACACACACGGGCGAGCGACCCUUCGCAUGCACCGAGUGUGGCCGGGGAUUUUCUCAGAAGUCGGCUCUGACCAAACACGGCCGCACACACACAGGCGAGCGGCCGUUCACAUGCACUGAAUGCGGCCAGCGCUUCUCACAGAAGUCAGCACUGACUAAACACAUACGCACGCACACCGGCGAGCGGCCCUACAAGUGCCCCGAGUGCGACAAGCGCUUCUCGGCUGCCUCGAACCUGCAGCAGCACCGGCGUCGCCACACAGGCGAGAAGCCUUAUUUGUGCACGCACUGCGGUCGCCGUUUCGCGCAGAGCUCCAACUACGCACAGCACCUGCGCGUGCACACAGGCGAGAAGCCGUACGCUUGCCCGGACUGCGGACGUGCUUUCGGUGGCAGUUCGUGCCUGGCGCGCCACCGACGCACGCACACAGGCGAGCGGCCAUACGCAUGUGCUGACUGUGGUACGCGCUUCGCGCAGAGCUCUGCGCUGGCCAAGCACCGGCGUGUGCACACUGGAGAGAAGCCGCACCGUUGUGCCGUGUGCGGACGCCGUUUUGGCCACCGCUCUAACCUGGCGGAGCAUGCUCGCACGCACACAGGCGAGCGGCCCUACCCCUGUGGUGAAUGCGGCCAGCGCUUCCGCCUCAGUUCACACUUUAUCCGGCACCGUCGCGCGCACAUGCGGCGCCGCCUCUACAUCUGUGCUGGCUGUGGCCGAGACUUCAAGCUACCCCCGGGAGCUACAGCCACCACUGCCUCGGAACGCUGCCCAGAGUGUGAGGGUAGCUGAGUGCAGAUCUUGUUGGUAUGGGUUGCAGCUAGGGAGGGGCCAGGGCCCAACUCCUAGGUGUUGAAUUGACAUGGGCAAUGACUCCAAGUCUCUGGUCUAGGAAAGGGCGUGAUGGCAGGCGGGCUUGGGCCUGUGACACUGGUGAAUCUGCUGUCAGACCCCUGGAAACGUUGCCCAGUCCUUGUCAUUACAAAUUCUCAGCCCGUGUAAGUAAAUAAAGUAUUAUAUCCUCAA
Messenger RNA from Pteronotus mesoamericanus, 1389 nucleotides. RefSeq names its product zinc finger protein 771-like. The record is from RefSeq and is a predicted model, not a curated record. Lineage: Eukaryota; Metazoa; Chordata; Mammalia; Chiroptera; Mormoopidae. Gene Ontology annotation, cellular component: chromosome; nucleus. Gene Ontology annotation, molecular function: chromatin insulator sequence binding; DNA-binding transcription factor activity, RNA polymerase II-specific. The coding region runs from base 106 to 1155 and encodes 349 amino acids. The transcript has 3 exons. Gene Ontology annotation, biological process: regulation of transcription by RNA polymerase II.